AUGAUCCUGGGAUCAGGGGCGUAUGAAAGGGGUACCUCUGUGCAGGAGAUCCAAACUAGCCAUGAGAACAUUGUAAAGAUCAACUCAGCAGCAGAAAUGAUGCAGUGCUCAGCAGCAAUGGAUAUCAUUUUUGUAAUGGAUGGCUCAUACAGCAUCGGAAAGGGCAGCUUUGAAAGAUCCAAGCACUAUGCAAUCAAGUUGUGUCAAGCCCUAGACAUUGGACAGGACAAGGUGCGAGUUGGUUUGAUUCAGCUUGGAUCUGUUCCUCGACUGGAAAUUUCCAUGGAUUCUUAUUUCACCAAACAGGAGCUGAAGAAACACAUGAAGAAGAUUUCUUACAGGGGUGGGGGCACCCAGACAGGCCUGGCUUUGAAAUACAUUCUGAGGAAGGGUUUUCCAGGGGGUCGGAACUCCUCCAGUGUCCCCCAGAUCGUCAUCCUCCUGUCGGAUGGGCGGUCACAGGGCAACGUGGUCCAAGCAGCUGCACAGCUAAAAGAGAAGGGCAUGAUCUUAUUCGCUAUUGGCUUACGCUACCCCAAGUGGGAAGAGCUGCAUGCCCUUGCCAGUGAACCAGUGGAAAGUCAUGUGUUCUUUGCUGAGCAUUUCUAUGACGCCAUCAAUGGCCUGUACACAACGCUGAGCUCUUUCUCUGUCUGCAAUGCUACACCUGCAGGUUGCCAGGCAGAGUCCUUUCCCUGUGAAAGGAGGACACUGGAAACAGUGAAGGAACUCCAGGGAAACUUUAUGUGCUGGAAAGGUUCCAAAGGAUAUUCCCCAUAUACAUCCCUUUGCCCCUUCUACAGGUACAACAAGGUCUACAAGAAACACCCUACAGUCUGCCACAGGACCAUCUGUCCAGAUCCGUGUGACUCUCAGCCUUGUCUUAACGGUGGCACAUGUGUGUCAGAAGCUUCAGAGGGCUACCGCUGUGUGUGUCCACCUGGCUACGGAGGAGACCCACAUUGCGCUCCUGCAUUAUCGCUGGACUGCUCUCUGGACUUGCUCUUCCUUCUCGAGGGCUCUGCUACGCUCACUUUGGAGGGCUUCCUCCGCCUCCGGUCCUUCUUAAAGCGCUUCCUGCAGACCGUGAUUGCCACUGACAGCCCCAGCAAAGUCGGCCUGGCGGUGUUCGGUGGAGAGACAAAAGUCGAGGCCCUGGUUGGGAAGUUCAAAGGGAACCUGAAGGGGCUUCUCCAGGCUGUGGAUGCGCUUCAACCCGUCGGUGGGCGGACGCUGACAGGGCAGGCGCUCCGCCACGUUACCCGCCACGGCUUUGUGAGCGAGCCGGUCUUCGCUGACAUCUCCGACGACCUUCCCCGCGUGGUGGUGCUGCUCACCGCCACGCCCGCCGUUGACGAUGUGGUCGAGGCCUCUAAAUAUGCGCGAGAUAGAGAGAUCUUCAUCGUAGGGGUGGGUCCAGAUGGCUUGAAGGCGGAGCUGAAUAAUGUCACAGGAAAUCCCCAGAGGACUCUCACCUACACAUCCCCGGAUAGGCUCACCGGAAAGAUACCUGAGCUCAAGGCCAAGAUCUGCAGCGUGGAUACACAAGGUUGUCUGGGUCAGGCGGCAGAUGUGGUUUUUGCCCUGGAUGCUUCCGCUGGUGUUGGCCGGGAGAACUUUGAUACGCUGCAGGACUUUGUGCGCAGCCUGACCGUCCAGUUUGACAUCAACCGCGACGUGGCUCAAGUGGCCCUGGUGGCCUACGGCAGGAGAGCGACCACUGUCUUCGGCCUGGACGUCCACGACAGCGGCUCUGCCAUCCUCAAAGCCGUAGGCGAAGCCAACUACAAGGGCGGCGUUGCAUCAACAGGCGCAGCUUUACUCCACAUCCAUUCUAAUGUCCUGACGGUGACGAAUGGAGCCCGACAAGGGGUCAACAAGGCGGUGGUGGUGGUGACAGACGGCUCAGGAGGCGAUGAUGCAGUUGUCCCGGCUCAAAAGUUAAGAGACAACGGAGUUUCAGUUUUUGUGGUGGGCAUCGGAGAUGUACAGAGAGAGAAGCUGAUGCAGAUCGCUGGCUCGGAGGAGCACCUGAUCUCAGUCCCGUCGUACGAGGAUCUCAAAUACUUUGAGGAUGUGCUGGUUCAGAUGCUUUGUUCAGAGGUAAAAAAACCUGUAAAUCUGUGCAAGCCCAACCCAUGUAUGCAUGAUGGGAUAUGCAUCCUGUCAGGAGGGAGCUUCCGGUGCCAGUGUCAAGGCUAUGAAGGACCCCACUGCGAGACAAGAAGCACGAAGCCCUCAUCCAGAGGUGAUCUUCCGAGGCCAUCUGGCCAGAGGAAGAAGAGCAGACAGAGAAAGAGCCACAAGGAGCUUCUGCAUCACUACAAACUACACCGUCGGAGACAUGCUGCCUGA
Menidia menidia (Atlantic silverside) is the source of this 2355-nucleotide messenger RNA. Lineage: Eukaryota; Metazoa; Chordata; Actinopteri; Atheriniformes; Atherinopsidae. The record is from the annotation of a GenBank genome assembly.